AUGCAUCGUACUUCUAGAUUAGUAUCUCGCUCUCUCUCACGUCGCGCGUUGUUUCAGGGAUCUUUGAGUUCCUCUUCUUCCCACUUGGGUUUUGGAUGCCGGACGCUUUCUUCGGCCGUACCGACAUCUUCCAGGACAUCCUAUACAACCCUUGCAGGGGUAGCAGCAGUCAGUGGUCUAGCCGGAUACCUCCUCUCCCAAUCGAUAUCGGAGAACAAACCCGACGACGCGCUAGUGACACCUGUAUAUGCAACUAAAGCCGCCGUUCUAAAAGCUAUUACUGAACUGGAAACACUGUUGUCAAAAGACAAUGUCUCGACUGACUCUGACGUACUCAAAGCCCAUGGGUUCUCGGAUAACUCGUAUCAUCCCAGUGCACCGCAUAGCGUGGUCGUACUCGCACACAGCACCGAAGAUGUUGUUAAGAUCGUGAAAAUUGCCAACAAAUAUCGUAUUCCCGUUACUGCUUUCAGCGGUGGCACCAGUUUAGAAGGCCACUUUGGCGGAACACCAGGAGUUGGGGGUAUAUGCAUCGAUCUGUCGAACAUGGAUCGUAUCAUAAGCAUCAACGAAGCCGACUCGGACAUGGUCGUGCAGUCGGGAGCAAAGUGGGAAGAUAUCAACCAUACUUUGGAGGAUCAAGGAAUUCCGCUGUUCUUCCCGUUGGAUCCAGGUCCGGGUGCAACCAUUGGCGGAAUGAUAGGGACAGGGUGCUCGGGCACCAACGCCGUACGGUACGGAACUGCAAAAGCUGAAUGGUUCCUCAACGUCACCGUGGUCCUCCCCAACGGCGAAGUGAUCAAAACACGCCGACGAGCGCGUAAGAGUUCAGCUGGGUUUGAUACUACCAAACUCUUUAUUGGGGCUGAAGGCACACUUGGGAUCGUGACGGAAGCUACGCUUCGACUGGCCCCUCGACUUCCGACCUCUGUUGCGACAGUUGGGUUCUCCGAUGUUCGCCAAGCAGUCGACGCAGUGGCUGAAAUUUUGAACAAGGGCGUCCCGAUUCAAUGUGUCGAAUUGCUUGAUGAUCAUAUGAUGGCUGCAAUUAACAAAGCAAACCUGGCCGACCGCAAAUACGCAGAAAUGGAUUCAUUGUUCUUCAAAUUCCAAGGCUCUCCAGAGGCUCAAAAGGAAGCAUCAGCUACCAUUAAAAAGAUUGUCGAGAAACACGGGGGGAAACACUUUCAGGCGGCCCGCGACGAGAAAGAGGCGAGCGACCUGUGGCAGAAUAGGAAGUAUGCGCUUUGGAGUACCAUGGCUUUGUACCCAGGUGCGAGGGCCUGGACAACAGAUGUGGCCGUUCCGGUAUCUCGUCUUCCCGAGCUUGUUCUCGAGACAAAGAAAGACUUGGCAGACUCUAACCUCAAGUCCACCAUCGUAGGUCAUGUAGGAGAUGGCAACUUCCACGCGAUUAUGAUUAUACGAAAUGCUGAAGAAUUAGAGGCCGUACGAGAAGCAGUUCAUCGAUUGGUUCACCGCGCACUCGCCUUGGACGGAACUUGUACCGGCGAGCACGGUGUAGGCGUUGGAAAGAAAGAAUAUCUUGUUGAAGAGCUUGGCCCGGGCACAGUCGAACUUAUGCGAACCGUCAAGCGGGCUAUUGAUCCUCAUAAUCUGUUCAAUCCUGGAAAGUAG
Rhizoctonia solani is the source of this 1638-nucleotide messenger RNA. RefSeq names its product D-lactate dehydrogenase cytochrome oxidoreductase. Lineage: Eukaryota; Fungi; Basidiomycota; Agaricomycetes; Cantharellales; Ceratobasidiaceae. The transcript is spliced from 15 exons. Gene Ontology annotation, molecular function: D-lactate dehydrogenase (cytochrome) activity; FAD binding; D-lactate dehydrogenase (NAD+) activity. The record is from RefSeq and is a predicted model, not a curated record. Gene Ontology annotation, biological process: lactate catabolic process. Gene Ontology annotation, cellular component: mitochondrion. Bases 1 to 1638 code for a protein of 545 amino acids.